Messenger RNA from Dalotia coriaria, 1748 nucleotides. RefSeq names its product YEATS domain-containing protein 2. Lineage: Eukaryota; Metazoa; Arthropoda; Insecta; Coleoptera; Staphylinidae. Bases 278 to 1654 code for a protein of 458 amino acids. Gene Ontology annotation, biological process: chromatin remodeling; regulation of transcription by RNA polymerase II. Gene Ontology annotation, cellular component: ATAC complex; NuA4 histone acetyltransferase complex. The record is from RefSeq and is a predicted model, not a curated record. The transcript has 3 exons. Gene Ontology annotation, molecular function: histone binding.
CAAACUAUUGACAGUAUGCUUCCUCUUAGUUAUUUCUUUUUAUUUGCUAUAAUUGUUCAAUUUUGUGCAAUAGUUAUUUUGUAAAUAACCAACCCAAUAACAAGUUAAGCCAUGCUUCACAAUUGUUAUUACACUGAUCUCUUCGGACUGGCUACCUCCAUCGUUAUCGAUGAAAUUUCAUCUUAAUGAUUACAAAUUACCUAUUUUCUUCAGCGUUUCAAAUUUCAUUUGUUUACCGUAAUAUCCUUGUAGGUACCUGACCAUUUAUCAUAGUCGAAUGUGGGCGAGCACGUCGACUUUACUAGGUUAUCAACGCUAUCAAUUUAACAUUGUGCUACCGGUAAAACGGGCAAAUUACAAAAGCAAAUCACAUCUUAAGCUUCUUUAUUUUAUUUAUAUCCAUUACAUAAGAUUUAUUCAUAUGUUCGUGUCCAGUGCCAUGGAUCCGGACUACGAACUGUCCGAUUCUGUACGUGAAGAAGCGAAUAAACGACGAGAAAAAGAAAAGUGCGAACAGAUUGAGAAAGCUAGAGCUAAAAUUCAUGAAGAUUUUCAAAAGGAGUUCGAGCAACGCGAAGAGCAAAUCAUUGAGAUCCAAAACCGAAUCACAUGCCUUGCAAAAACGCUUCAUGUGCUCAGAUACGUCCUGGUCUCCAAUUAUUAUAACAAACAGGAAACUCAGCAGCAUUUAUCUGAGGAAGAACUGAAGCUUGUAGACAAUCAACCAAGGCUGCAUCCGGCCGUGAAACGUCUUACUAGUGAGUCUGAACUUUCAAACCUAGACUUUUCUAAGAGGAAGACUAGAAGAACCCAGAAAUUUAAUCAGGUGAUGUCAAUUGAUAUGGAAGAGAAGCUGGAAAGUAAUGAAGAUAAAAAGGAACCAUUAGCACCAAUUAUUAAUUCUAAUUUAAAUGCAAAACAAAUGGAUGAGAAUGUAUCUGUUCCCCGCAAUAGACAAAUGACAAAGAGAAGAAUAAUUGUGGGAAAUAUCUCAAAAUGGAUACCAUCAGAUAAUACUGAAGACAAUUCCACUCAUAAGUGGAUGGUUUACAUUAGAGGACCUCCAGAAAGACCCAGAAUUGAUGAUUUUAUCAAGAAAAUUGUUUUUCAUCUUCAUCCUUCAUAUCAACCACAUGAUGUAAUUGAUAUUGCUGAACAUCCAUUCCAUCUAACAAGACGCGGUUGGGGUGAGUUUCCAAUGCGAUGUCAGCUGGUGUUUAAAAAUCAACUGAAUAAACCUGUUGAUGUUAUCCAUCAUCUAAAAUUAGACAAAACCUACAGCGGUCGUCAAACCCUAGGUAACGAGUCCAUUGUAGAACUUACUCUUUACGAUGAAAAUGCUCCACUCGUCGAUCACCAAACAACAAAUACAGAGUCAAAAAUUACUCAGGAUUCACCACAAACAUGUAUACCUAAAAGAGAAACUUCAAAGAUCACAAAACAACUUCUCGUGGACGACUUUAGUCAUUCUGUUACGAUCAAAAAUGAAAUAUUAGAUCCUAGUUACAUGGAUGUGGAGAAUAUAGACAUUUUGGAAACUAGUGUACCCGAUGAGAGGGAUGUCGAGAAGAACGAACCUGUUGAUGUAUAUUAUGAGCACUGUCCAGCGUUAAGCGAUCAUACAUACUCUAUGAAAGUUGUGAGAUCGUAUUGAAAGUGACUGCAAGUUAUUGUUCUUUAGAUUAAUACAUUUGUAAAUUAUGUGUUCAGCGGUUGUAUUGUUUUUUAAACAUACAUUUUUUCAGAAA